CGCUCUGGGCCACAGAGUCUGUUUGUGAAUGACGUAAUGAGCGUAAUGCAAGAUGGCGACAACUUAAACAUAUAUCUCAGUGAACUACUUUAUCGACACCGAAGUCUGCCUCUCUUGGGGUUUCUAGGGUGGUUUGAGGCUUGUUCCGGUUAAUAAUAAACUAGUUAAUUAGAUAAGGGUUUUGUAGGCGUCGCUGAGCGCCACAAAACACCCUUUUCACCCUGCUAUCCUCGGGUGACAGCCGUUAGCGAGGUGCUAACAGACAGAAUGGACAGCGGAGAGUACAUCUCCAACAUGGAGAACAUGGACCCCACGUUAGCGGAAUUAGGGGAUGAAUUUACACUGGGAGACAUCGACGAGAUGCUGCAGUUCGUCAGCAACCAGGUGGGGGAUUUCCCCGAUCUGUUUGAGGAUCAGAUGGCCUCAGCAGGCUCAGGACAGAGUGGGGGGGCCAACACGGCUCCACGACCUGCCGUUCAAACCCCACAAACCCCCCAAACUCCUCCAACUCCACAGACUCCUCAGAUUCAACAGACUCCCUCCUCUGUGGUCUACCAGACCUCCACAGUUGGCCUCGCCCCCUCCCAGACUCUCUCUCCUCAGUAUCUCCCCCUCACCCCUCCCCUCACCCCCGUACAGACCCCCUCCCCCCCCAGCGUCCCCUCUGUGCAGGUACAGGUGACCCGCACGCCCCCUCUCCUCCAGCCAAGGCCUCAGAUGGUUCAGCCCAUCCAGCCUCAGCCCCUACAGACAGCGCAGCCCACCAUCCAGAUGCACACCCAGGGGAUCCAGAUGCAGACGCAGAGCUUCCCGGUGCACACGCUGGUUCAGACCCACAGCCAGACGCCGCUGCCCAUCCAGACCCAAGCUCAAACCGUGAUGAUCGCCUCCAACGGCGGACAGUCGCGCUUCAUCCAGAGCCCCGUCAUCUGCCACCAGAGCCAUAACACUAGUUUCCAAGAAGGGGACAUCCUGGCGAUGAACCGAUGCCAGUCUGGUCUGUAUGGUAGGCAUUACGUCCUCCAACCACAGAUGCAGAGCAUAAUGACAUCACCACAGCUCCAACCAAUGACCAUUCAGCACCAGCGCGUCCUGACCCCCACCUGUCAGACCAUCCAGACGCUCUCCGCUGCGCCCACCACAGUGCACGCCAUGCAGCAGCUACCUGUUCUGAUGCAGCAGCCUCAGAUCCUGAAGACGGACUCUCUGGUUCUGACGACACUGAAACCAGACGGCACGCAGGUUCUGUCGACCAUGCAGAGCCCGGGGAUAACAACCCUGACCACGCCCAUGCAGAACACAGCUCUGCAAGUCCCGACGCUGAUGAGCAGCAACAUCCUGACCACCGUCCCCGUCAUGAUGAGCGGAGACAAGCUGCCAAUCAAACAGCUGCAGCCAGGCUCUGCCCACAGCAACACGGGAGCCAGAACCAUGAUGGAUCAGAGCCAGAUGAUGGGGGGGAUGAUCGGCCCGGGGGGGGUGGUGAAGGAGGGAGAGAGGAGGACGACUCACAACAUCAUCGAGAAGAGGUACCGCUCCUCCAUCAACGACAAGAUCCUGGAGCUCAGGGACCUUGUCAUGGGAAACGAUGCCAAGGUGGGUCUCUUAAAGAUGCACAAAUCAGGAGUGCUGAAGAAGGCCAUCGACUACAUCAGAUACCUGCAGUCGUCCAAUCAGAAGCUGCGGCAGGAGAACAUGGCGCUAAAGAUGGGCAACCAGAAGAACAAAACAGCGAUUCGCUCGGAAGAUGUGGAGAUGAAGGAGGAGAUCGUGAUGAUGUCUCCUCCGGCCUCGGACUCUGGUUCUGGUUCUCCUUCCCAGUUCUCUCCCUACUGUGUGGACUCAGAGCCCGGCAGCCCCCUGCUGGACCACGACCAGUUGAAGAGUGAGCCAGACUCUCCCUCCUCGGUGGGCGUGAUGGACGGCUCUCGUCUCCUCCUCUGCGCUCUCACCUUCUUCUGCCUCUCUCUGAACCCUCUGCCCUCCAUGUUGGGCUCCGAGGCCUCGGGGAGCCCCGGCCUCUCUCCGGGCCACGGGCCGUCCAGAACGCUCGUCUGGUGGUUCCCCAGUCCCACUCAGGACUUUGGAUCCUGGCUGCGCUGCCUGUUGCCGUGGGUGAUGGUGUGGGUGCUGAGUGGGGUGGGGGCGGUGUGGGGGUGUGUGAGGGUGCUCUAUCUGUGGGAGCCCGUCACACCGCUGCACUCGCCCAAAUCUGUGUCCUUCUGGAGGCAUCGCAAACAAGCAGACCUGCAUCUCAAAAGGGGAGAUUACACGGCAGCGAUGGGGAGUUUAGAAACCUGCCUCUCCGUGUUGACUCGAGCCCUUCCCUCUUCCAACCUGGACCUGGUGUGCUCGCUCAGCUGGAACGUGGUCCGCUACGUCCUGCACCGCCCGAUUCCUCUGGGCUGGCUGGUUCGUCAGGUGGGGGGGAAACAUGAGGGCGAGGAGGCGAGGACCAGUGCGAAGGACGCUGCACUGGUUUACCACCAGCUGAGUCAGCUGCAACUCACAGGGAAGCUGCCUCAGCGCAGCAGCCUGUGGGCUCUCUCUGUUUCUCUAAAUGCCGUCAACCUCAGCGAGAGCGCUCAGAGCAAGAUGGCCCCCGCCCAGCUGACCCAGAUCUACGUCACCGCAGCCACCGCUCUGCGCACCAUCCUGGGCCAUCAUCUCUCCUUUCUGCCUGGUUAUCUGUUGAGUUGUGCAGAGAGUGUGGCCAACCAAUCAGAGGGCAAGUCCAUCCCUGACUGCCUGCGCUGGCUCUUCACGCCUCUGGGGAGGCAGUUCUUCCUGAGCUGUGAUUGGUCGGUGAAGUCGGACAGCAGCGACGGCGUGUACACUUCUCAGAGAGACCCAGCCGACCCCAUCGCCCAGCUGCACCGCUGUUUCUGCAGGAAGCUUCUGGAGAGAGCCGUCCACACGCUGAUCCAGCCGCAGAGCAACUCUGAAGCUGGAAAACGCAACAACGGCUCUGGGGAGUUUUCCAGCGCCCUUGAGUUCCUGCAGUUGUUGAACAGCUGCACGGAGGACUCUCCCUCCCCUCCUCCUCCCUUCUCGACUCCUCCCAAUCACACCACCACUCCAGUUGGAGACCCGGUGAGCCGCUGGUGGGCGUUGGUCCUGAAGGCGGCUGUUCAUUGGCUGCAGGGCGACGACGCCUCUGUGAGGUCACUGCUGGCAGAAGCAGAGCGGAUGCCCAGGGCUCUGCAUACUCUGGACCACCCUGUGCCUAAGUCCGUGCUGCUGCUCUGUAAGGCCGUUCAGAUGAGUCUCUCUCCGCUGAAGGGCGAGGGAGCGAUGGCCUGCUUGUCUCACUGCGACAGAGCCAGCAGCUUCCUGCGCUCCAGCAUCUCCGUUCCCCUCGCUCAGACCGGAAACUAUCUCAACAAGGGUGUGGAGCUCCUGAUCUGUGACCUCCUGCUGACCUUGAGGACCAGUGUGUGGCAGCGGGGGGGCAGCAGUAACGGAGAGCCCGGUCUGGCCCCGGGGUCCCAGCUGUCCGGCUUCCAGAAGGACCUCAGCGCGCUCCGAAAGCUCACACAGUGCUACAGGCAGGCACAACACAAGGUGUUCCUCCAUGAGACCACAGUGAGGCUGAUGGCAGGAGCGAGUCCCACGCGGACCCACCAGCUGCUGGAGCACAAACUCCGACGCAGGACCCCCAACUCACUCACAGCCGAGGGAGUCCUGGGAGAGAGAGAGAGGGCUCACGCCAUCCUGCUGGCCUGCCGCCACCUCCCCAUGCCGCUGCUGACUCCACCCGGGCACCGCGCCCGCCUGCUGGCCGAGGCCAAGCGCACCCUGGAGCGGGUGGGAGACCGGCGCACCCUGCAGGACUGCCAGCAGAUCCUGCUGCGCCUCAGCGGAGGCACCACCAUCGCUGCCUCCUGAACACACUCACACUCACACACACACACACACACACACACACACACACACACACACACACACACACACACACACACACACACUGCAAGAACACACACACACAUUAGGCUACUUUCCAUAACAAACAUGCAAUUUGGUAACAGUUACUCAUUCACUAAUCAAGGACUAUUCACUCACACAAACAAACACACACAAACACACACACACACACACUGCAAGAACACACACAUACAUUAGGGCUGCUCAAAAUACAAAUAUGUAAUUUGCGUUCAUGCAUACAAUGUUAAAACCAGGCUACUCUUCCAGAACCACAUGUCAUUCUAUAACUAUCAGUCAUUUCUAUAAAUAAGGACUUUUUUUAUACACACACACACACACACACACACACACACACACACACAUAUAUAUUAGAGUGGUUCACAAUACAUUAAACUCUGUCAUUAGCGUUCAUGCGUACAAAGAUGAAACCAGGCUACUCUUCCAUAAACAUGUUAUUCUACCUAGGAUAUUUCUCUCACACACUUUUACUGUCACUGCAUCCACAUCCCAGCUUCAACACUUAUGCUCCACACAGUCUCAUUUUGAUGCUUCGUUUUACAGUAACGCUGCCACCUUCUGGACAUUAACGGCACCACGCUGGCUCAUUUCUAACGAGGCUGAGGGGUAAUCAGGUUAAACUGGCCCCGAGGUAAAAAAGGGACCAUUAUUUAAUCGCUGUUUUUUUUUUUUUUAAAUGAAUGCAAUGUAGCGGUGGUGCAUUGAUUAGCUGUAGGAUCCCACGCCGUACAAUCAUUAUUGGCACCAUGUGAGUGCUACAGUAAUGUCUCAUUCAACUUGCAAGCUUCAUUUAACAGCGGAGGAGGAGUGAAGGUGUGUAGAUCGCUUGCUUUCAAACAAUACAGUGCUGAGUAGUGUCUCUUCCUAUCUACCUCAUACAAUGCCAGCACUGUAAAGUGGAGUAGGAUUCCAGGUAUGAAUUAAGUUACUAUUUGAUGCUUCAAUCCAAUGCAGCUGCAUUAUUUGAAAACCUUGCAAAGCUGCUUUAUUUUAGGGUGCAGCAGUGCAGCACCUUAGGAAUGUGACUUGCCGUGGCAGAAACUGCAACACACUGUAACACAUGAAAAGAAACAGGAAGAAUAAUUGGAUUUGCAGACAUGGAAAUUGAAAUUCCUACACACACACACAUUUCAGAAGUUGCAUAUAUGUUAAAUUAAUUGCAUACACAAUGUGAUUGUAUAUAGGUUGUACAUAAGCAGAUAAGGAAGAAGAAGUAGAUUAAACAGGAAGUUGUUACUUCUGCUUGAGAGGAGACGCACAUCGAAGAAAGCGCAGAGAAAUGUCAAAUUUGGCUCAGAAUUUAUUUCCUGUCAGUCUGACAGUAGAGCAAGGUCAUCUGCCUCCGCCUUAAAGUGAGACUCCAACCAAGACGUCUUUUCAUUAUCAAACACUCGCCUGCUGCGGCCUUCAAGUGUAUGGAGCUAAAUCUGGGCCAUACGUUUUGAUCAUUCGGAGAAAAAAAAUAUGUCAAAUACUUAUUUCUAUUAUGAAAACAUCAUUGUGUUUUUCAAAGUUCAGGAUCAAAACUCGAACUUUGAAAUACACACAAUUUGUUCGGAUGAUCAAAACGUUUGGCCCAGAUUGAGCUGUGGCUUCAAAAAUGGUUUUAGCUGCAAAAGAAAUGCAUAAAAACGUCGAUAUUGUCAUUUCUUCAAAGCCCCGUUGAGCCGACAGGCAGCGAGUGUCUGAUUCUCAAAAGACGUCGUAUCACUUUAAGAAAAGUCCGAGCUAGAAUGAACUGAACACAGUGAUAAAGUGAGGAAGGGUAUUUCUUUGAAGUGAUGUGACGCUCUCAAGCUCAAUGGCCUUGAUGUAAAGAAUUAUUUUAAUAUGUUUCAUCAUGUCCCGAUGAUGGAGGAAAUCUUUGUCCAAUAUGCUUUUUAUUUUAUUUGUAAUUACACGAGACAUUCCUGUUUCGGUGUUCUGUUUUUUUUUUUUCUUAUUUAAUGGUUAUGUAAAGUUAUUAUUAAUGCUUUUUUCCGGCGCAAGGGGAAGGGAGCAGUCUUUUAUUGUUGUUUUAUUUUCCAUAAAAGCAGCCUCGGGUCAGAAGGAAAGUCAAACGGGAAGCAUUGUAUUGAAACUAGCAGAAAACAAUUGAUAUUUUAGACUCACUCGUUAUUUUUGUUUAAAUGCAGGCAUGUAUGCUAUUAGCCCAGGACUCUGUCUUCCAGAGGCCUGUACCAUGAAGCCGGAUUUUCGCUUAGCCGGCUAACUUCAGGGAAAACUCGGGGUUUCCGGCCCUAAGACGCUGGUUCUCUUUUUAGCAGGCUAGAUCUCCAUGGUAACUUAUGCUGAGCGGCUAACCUCCACGGGAGGAGGUUAGGUUGCAGGCUAAGAGCUCAAGUCAGUGAAAGCACCGCCUGCUGACCAAUCAGAGCUCCGUGUGCGGAGUUUAAAGCGAUCAAGUCAUAUUACAGGAUAGAGGAAAUACAGA
This is a messenger RNA of Gymnodraco acuticeps, 6376 nucleotides long. It is a transcript of the gene srebf2, whose product is annotated as sterol regulatory element binding transcription factor 2. Gene Ontology annotation, molecular function: DNA-binding transcription factor activity, RNA polymerase II-specific; RNA polymerase II cis-regulatory region sequence-specific DNA binding; protein dimerization activity. Gene Ontology annotation, cellular component: nucleus. The record is from RefSeq and is a predicted model, not a curated record. Lineage: Eukaryota; Metazoa; Chordata; Actinopteri; Perciformes; Bathydraconidae. Gene Ontology annotation, biological process: positive regulation of transcription by RNA polymerase II; positive regulation of cholesterol storage.